UUUGAUUAAUAGAAUACAGAAAGUGUAGACUAUCUAAACUAUAAUAUCAAAAUAGAAAAUAAUUGCUCAAAAAUGAUCAAUUUUAGGCAUUAAAUUAUCUGAAAUAUUAUAAUAGGUAUUGCUUUUUCUAAAGGAAAACAAUGAAUUAAAAUCGAAGUUUUAUUGUGACAUUGAAAUUCAUAGAAUCAUUGGAGUGUUGUUAAUAGGAAAAUAUAAAGAAAUCUUUAAUUAGACUCGUCAAUUUAUUUUAUUUUUGCGCUUAUUAGAAUGUAAAAUCGUUUAUAAACGGAUUCAGACUAAAUUGAUUGAUAGUAGAGUAAAUGUUGACAAUUGAACGCAUAAAAAGUUAAAUAUUUGCACAGUGUUAUUCAAAUCUUUGAAAAUUAAAAUGGAAAUAUUUUAAGUAAAACAGCUUUUAAAGAUAAUAUUGACUAUCGUUUUAAUGGACUUAAUGUUUGACUUCGGACUUAAAAGCACCAUUUUAUGUACCUUUAUCAUACAGUGUAAACGUAGCAAGUUUGACAUACAAAUUAUAAAACUAUAAAAAAGUAUCUAAGUACAUAUAUAAAUAAAUGUUCAAUACGCAAUUACCAUAAAGGCAGGAAGAAGUGGAAUUUAAUUAAAACGGACCGAAGAAAAAAUAAAAGACGAACGAUUUGUUUGGAUCCUUAAUAAAUACGGGAAAAUGUCUACGAAAGAGGAAACACACCCUACAAUGUCAGAGAUAGAAGAGGAUUAUGAGGUAAAGGAUGAUUCAAGACCUUUCUUCCAGCGUCAGCCAUGUGAGGUCGGUAUCUAUAUGACAGUGUAUGAAGCCACUCCAGUGGACAAGAAAAGCAUUGGUUUAGCACAUUUCUUUCUUAUGCACACAACAGACAUUCUUUAUGAAGAAUUUCGAAAGAAGGAUACUGUUAAAAUCAGAGCAACGUUGGAGCAUAGGCAAUCACUAACAGACACAUACAUUGACCGAUUUGAACCAGGGAUCGUUAUGGCCGUUGGCUUUGAUACCGUGGAGGCACUUGAUUAUCUCUGGGCCAUUCACAGACAGAACAAACUGACUGCUUUAAUGCACGAGGUGUUGAUUACAUCAGAUGUUCUAAAAGCGGCUUCUAUCACUGCAAUAACCAUUGAAACAAAGCUAUGGGAUGAUGAAUAUUAUGUGUGCAAGGAAGCAAUAUUGUCAAGAAAACCAGAAAUAUUGGACAUCCAGUACAGACAAAAUGAUCUGAAGAUGGUUCAGAGACUGAAGGCAUACCAGACGGUCAUUGCAACCGAGCUCUCGUCAAUGCGAGAUCUCGACAACGAGAUGGAAUUAAACCGAACAGAUUUCAUGAACUGUAUUCGGAAUUUGUUGCCCAAUGAGACCGAAGAAAUUUCUACUCUAAGAGAGUAUGAAAAAUUGGCCAAAUCGCAGAAGGCGCGAAAAAUGCACUACAAAGAUUUGCUGGAUUUAUAUUCAACAAUUAUCAAAACAUGGCGUUCAUACUACGAUACGUUUGAAGAGGAAAUUGCAACACCUUUUUUGCAGAUUCACAAAGUUUGUGAAAAUGCAAAACAGAGAGAAAUUAAGGCAAAAGUGGUUGGUAAUAUCAAAGGGAUGAAGAAAAUGUUAUUGUCGGAUUCAAAUUUACAGGAAGUGACGCAUCCGGAAAUGGAACGAAAAUUCAUUCAGAAAGAGGCUCCAGUAUUUUUGGGCCUGCUCAGUCUGGUUCCAUUGGGUGUUGACAGGCUUGCAGAGAUUGAUAUUCUCAUUGACGAGUAUGUAAGGGAGUUCAAACUGGACAACCUGAACGCAUGAAAACUAUAAUUCAGUUGAUGUUGAUGAUACACUAUUUCAAUCCUGUUAUUUUUUUAUUUUAAAGGCGGACAAUCACAUUUGCAUGUCACUUAUUGUUCAUUUUUGCAAUAUUGAUCAAAGAUUUAUUACAGGUAUAAAACGGCCGAUUACAUAGAGACUGAUCCCUGUAGAAAUGCAUCUUUAACUUGUUUUAGAUAUUUUCUAGUUGCCCCCCUUAGAUCGGAAAUAAUUUCAAAGGCGGACCAUUUCUUUUGAUUACAAAAUAAUUUCUAGUUUAACAAUUGCAUUUGAAAUUUAUUUUUAAUGGAAUUGACUGAUUAUUUCAGUUAUUUGGAACUAAAACUCAUAUCUGAAAAUGAAAAAUUAAACAAUUCUCAUAUCAAAAUGUUAUCAAUAUUGCGCUUUGAAAAGUAAUAUGUAAAUUUACCGUAUCAUUAUAUAUUAAACAAAUAUGCAAAACCCGUA
Molecule: messenger RNA, 2263 nt
Organism: Mercenaria mercenaria
Lineage: Eukaryota; Metazoa; Mollusca; Bivalvia; Venerida; Veneridae
Exons: 4
Coding region: 686-1798 (370 amino acids)
Source: RefSeq, a predicted model, not a curated record